AUGUCUCGCUACCAACUUGUGUUUGGGAUGGCUUGUCACUUUCCUGUACAGUUAGAGCAUAAAGCAAUGUGGGCACUAAAGAAGUUGAAUCUAGAUUGGGAUGAUGCAUCAAAUCAGAGAUUGAAUAAGUUGAAUGAACUUUAUGAGUUUUUCCUAAAAGCAUAUGAAAGUACAGCCUUGUAUAAAGAAAAGAUGAAGAAGUACCAUGAUCAAAAGAUCGAAAAGCAUGAAUUUGCUUCCGGUGAUUUAUUACUUCUUUUCAAUUCAAGGUUGCGCUUAUUUCAUGGCAAGCUCAAAUCAAAAUGGACUGGACCAUUUAGAGGUGUACAAGUAUUUUCCCACGAAGCGGUUGAACUUGAGAAUGAGAAGGGAACAAGAUUCAAGGUGAAUGGUUAG
Molecule: messenger RNA, 396 nt
Organism: Solanum verrucosum
Lineage: Eukaryota; Viridiplantae; Streptophyta; Magnoliopsida; Solanales; Solanaceae
Exons: 1
Coding region: 1-396 (131 amino acids)
Source: RefSeq, a predicted model, not a curated record